CUGCAUUUCUCACAUUCUUUAUACUUCCUCCCUUGGUGCAGCAGGAUCCUGAAGACGUCUAUUACUUUCUUUGUGUCUAUGCACCCUGCGCCUACGUGCGAUCUGACACCGUGGGUACUUGCUUGGUACUUCCAGCAACCUGAAAUAUCUAACUUUGCGCUUUCAAGUAAAUUAUCGUUCUGGCAAUAUCUCCAUCCUGUCCAUAGCUACACAAUCAGCCUCAAAUAUCUUUUGCUCUAGGCUCUUGUUCGCACACAGUCGAUGGGGGAAAAUGCUUUCGGCUUCGAACACUUACUUUGGAUUUCCAGUUCAGAUCAUAUCAUUCCCCCUGCUUUGUACUUUGAAAGGUGUCUGUGUUGUCGUGUUGAGUCGUGUUCGAUUGUGUAUCCCACAGCCAAGGCGCCGAACACCUGCAGAGAUACUCAAGAUGACGGGGUAUUACGUUUUUGUGUUUGGUUUGCGAAAACUUUGAGCGGGAAAAUCAAUGCGAUAAAGUAUGACAAUACGAGCAGAACGGCAAGAAGCUGUGUCUACAUCAUUCUUGAGAGACUAGGAGGAUAAGAAUUUUGUGUGCAGAAUUUGCAUUGCUCUCAAUCGAGUGUAAUUCUUAAUAAGAUCUUGUUCUUUGAGCUCCUCACUCCUGAGUCGCAAGUACACCUUUGAAUUUACGA
Messenger RNA from Mollisia scopiformis, 671 nucleotides. RefSeq lists its product as uncharacterized. The transcript has a single exon. NCBI's taxonomy places the organism in Eukaryota, Fungi, Ascomycota, Leotiomycetes, Helotiales, Mollisiaceae. The record is from RefSeq and is a predicted model, not a curated record. Bases 272 to 472 code for a protein of 66 amino acids.